Messenger RNA from Diaporthe citri, 1170 nucleotides. RefSeq lists its product as uncharacterized. The transcript has 5 exons. Lineage: Eukaryota; Fungi; Ascomycota; Sordariomycetes; Diaporthales; Diaporthaceae. The record is from RefSeq and is a predicted model, not a curated record. Gene Ontology annotation, molecular function: iron ion binding; oxidoreductase activity, acting on paired donors, with incorporation or reduction of molecular oxygen; heme binding. Bases 1 to 1170 code for a protein of 389 amino acids.
AUGGGCGGCGCUCCAAUGGGUGCCAGCAGCCUCUCCACCAUGCUGUUUGGCUUCAUCUCUGUUGCCACAUUCUUCUACAAAUACGGGCCAGUUGUGAGGGUGGGCCCCAAGGAAGUGUGCUUCAGCGACGCGUCGGCCUUCAGGCAGAUAUACAACACCAAGGAGACAUUUGUCAAGUCUCCGCUGUAUGAGACCAUUACCGACUCCCCCGCGCCCUCCAUUUUCAGCACUGCCGAUGUCGAAUUGCACAGGCGACAUCGACGGCUCCUGGCUCCCGGCCUCUCUGAGACCUCGGUGUCCCAGAUGUGUUCAUCGGUUCACUCGAAGGUCGCGUUGGCGGUCCAGAGGAUGAAGGAAGAGACGGAGGAGAGAGGAGCUGCGGACGUUUACAAGUGGUGGACUUUCAUGACUUCGGAGAUCACAGGGGAGCUGACAUUUGGCCAGUCCUUCAGGAUUCUUGAGGAAGGCAAGUUCACCAGCGACCUGGGCAAUGGGGGCGCGGUACUGGCUGCUCUACGACUCACACUGCCAUUCGUUAUCAAGAUCGCCGAACACAUACCGCUCGGGAUUGUCACUGCAGCCUGCAGGGCCAGGAAGCAGACCUUCAGACGCGCCGAUGAAAUGCUCGCAAUGCAUCGACAGGCCGUCAUGGCAGACGCGGAGAACCCCAAGCAGUCCUUCUUCACGAGACUGUUCUUGGCAGAAAGUGAAGAGAAGCUCACCUGGCAAGAGGUCAGAAGCAAUGCUCUCACAUUCCUUGUGGCCGGCACCGAUACCACCGCAGACACCCUAACCUAUCUGGUCUGGGCCGUCUGUCAGAGGCCACCAGUAAAAGCAGUACUUCUGCAAGAGCUGAGUCAACUGCCAGAGAACUUCGACGACACGCAUCUCAAGUCUCUGAGCUAUUUGAACCAGGUCAUUGAGGAGACGCUACGUCUCUAUCCUGCAGUUGCGACGGGUCUCUUGAGAGUUGUACCUCCCGGAGGAGCAAACAUUGCUGGGCGCCACAUUCCAGGCGGAUCAACCGUGAGCUGUCAGGCGUACAGCUUGCAACGCGACCCGCAAGUCUUCCCGAGGCCAGACGAGUUCGACCCAGCCCGAUGGGCAAGCCCCACAAACGAGAUGAAGCAAGUGAUGAUGGUCUGGGGCGGGGGGGCACGAGUCGCCUAG